Molecule: messenger RNA, 441 nt
Organism: Fraxinus pennsylvanica
Lineage: Eukaryota; Viridiplantae; Streptophyta; Magnoliopsida; Lamiales; Oleaceae
Source: the annotation of a GenBank genome assembly
AUGAUAUUAUUCAGCACUCAGCAGACUCAUGUCUUUGAACUUGAGACUGGGAUGGCAUAUAAUAGUGAGGCCGAUGAGCAACGAAAGUACUCAGAGACUCAGAUCCAGUCUGAUGCGACAUCUCAUUCUGGUAUUGCAUUUCCAAAUAUGAAUUAUGCAAUGCCCGCUCAACUUGGAGCUGAAAAUGCUGUGUUGAUGGGAAUUCAGCAAGCUGGUGUGCCUUUGCCAUCGGAUGUGGUUGAGGAGCCUGUAUUUGUCAAUGCAAAGCAAUAUCAUGGCAUCUUGCGACGUCGACAAUCUUGUGCAAAGGCUGAGUCUGAGAAUAAAGUAAUCAAUCCCCGUAAGGUAUUGUAUGGGAUUGCCUCCUGGCCUGUCGUUGCAUUCCUCGAUUACUUCAUCCACUUGAUUCAAUCCAAAUUGUGCUUUGAUACAAAAUAUUAG